Messenger RNA from Plasmodium inui San Antonio 1, 204 nucleotides. RefSeq lists its product as hypothetical. Bases 1 to 204 code for a protein of 67 amino acids. The transcript has a single exon. NCBI's taxonomy places the organism in Eukaryota, Apicomplexa, Aconoidasida, Haemosporida, Plasmodiidae. The record is from RefSeq and is a predicted model, not a curated record.
AUGGAUAAAAUAUUAUCAGGGAAAUGGUACCACCAUGAAGAACUACACUGGAAAAGCGUUAUAAUGCUAGAAAAACCGAAUCAAAUAUGUAGAAGAAUACUCUUGGAGAAUCAACCAAAAAAAGAAAAAAAGAACUCGCUUAAAAAUAUCCUAAAUUUAGCAGAAAAGACAAGUUUAAAAAAGUUCAAACAUCAAAUAAAAUAG